Messenger RNA from Colletotrichum scovillei, 2010 nucleotides. RefSeq lists its product as uncharacterized. Bases 1 to 2010 code for a protein of 669 amino acids. Gene Ontology annotation, molecular function: ATP hydrolysis activity; ATP binding. Lineage: Eukaryota; Fungi; Ascomycota; Sordariomycetes; Glomerellales; Glomerellaceae. The record is from RefSeq and is a predicted model, not a curated record. The transcript has 6 exons.
AUGUCGGCCAUAGCGACUAUCACAGACAUCGACACAGCCAUGCCUGCUCACAACCUCCCAGUGAAUGGCUCAGCGUCAGAGAACCCAGAUAACCCAGUGGCUGAGGCGACAGAGAACAAUGUAAUCUCUCCCCAAGACACGAUUAAGGAGACCGAGCCUCCUCGGAAGCCAUCGAGAAUACGUUACACGGCGUCCUGUUACAACCACAACGGUCAGAACUUUGACUACUCCCAGGAUGAGCCAUUUCCAUCCCAGGUUCCUCCGCACGACGAGAAAGCUAAGCCUGUAAUUGAGGUCGUCACCAACAUGAACGUUGGGCUCAAGGGUGACAUAAAGCAAUCCAUCGAAAGGAAUCACGAGAAUGGCAUGAUUCAGAAAGAAACAAUGAGCGACAAGGCCAUACGAGGAAUUGGAAGUUCUCGCAUCAUCGUUCAUUCCCCGCACUUGUCCGAGCUGAUCCGCGACGCCGUCGACUAUUAUCCGGGGCAAAAUCUGACCGGAGAGACCAUCACAAUCCACGAACCUUACGGAGUUCUGCUGCACAACUGGGAGAAAUUGGGCCAGAUCUAUGCUUCUCGGGAGGAUUCCCCGGAAUCGAUAAUGGAUGAACGACAGACCAAAAUUGAGCACUUGGGCGUGUUGCUUGAAUAUUUGGAUCCAAUCGUCAAAAGCAAGCUCGAACCCAUGCAGAGACGGCUGGGACAGGACUCGCCCACAACUACUUGGGAUGACCUAUGGUAUCUACUAAGACCUGGUUCGCAAACUUAUUGUAAGUGGGAUCACCAGUGGAUAGGUUGCAUCGUCGAAGAUGCCAAAAAAUGCGCCCCGGACGCAGAAGACAAUCUCCCAGAACGAUGGAAAGUGAAGAUUUGGUUCCUAGCGAUGCAUUGGUCUUACGGAACACUGGUCACUGUAACCAAGACCAUCGACAUCCCUAAGUUUGAAGGCGAGAAGAAGAUCGAACAGCUGGAUAUUUUCCCAGAGAAGUAUUCCAAGGGCGAGCGGAAGAGGGAAUUCGAGACUCGUGGUGAUCAGAUCUGUGACAUGCUCUGGAGGGGGUACGAAUAUGCCCAUUACGAUGGCGAGUUGAUGAUCUCGGCGCAUGUUGGAAGCAUCCAAGACCUGGUACAGGAGGAAGUACCUGAAGCAAUCGUUAGUGGUGAAAAGCUGAAGAUCAUCAAGGCUCUAGCCGAACGCCAAUUGACUGCGAAGCCCUGGUCAGCAGACUACAUCAAGAACAAGGGUGAAGGAGUCGUCAUCCUUCUUCAUGGACCUCCUGGCGUGGGAAAAACUUACACAGUUGAUGGCUAUGUUGCACUUCUGACAAGAUUAGAAUCGAUUGCUAUGCGGAAGAGGCAGCCAUUGAUCAGUCUCACAAUAUCUGAUUUACGCACCGAAGAUGCGUCUGUAGAAGAGGAACUGACUAGAUGGUUCAAGAUGGCCGACAAAUGGCGCGCCAUUCUUCUCAUAGAUGAGUGUGACGUCUUCCUCGAGCGGCGUGAGAAGAAGGACAUUGAGCGCAACGCAAUCGUCUCGGCUUUCUUACGAAAGAUAGAGUACUUUGGAGGUCUUCUGUUUCUCACAACCAACAGGGUCGGCCAUAUUGAUGACGCCUUCAUGUCUCGUGUCCACGCUGUCAUCGGCUUCGAUCCGCUCGAUGGUACGCGACGUGAAAAGAUUUGGGAUAGUCUGCUUGCGAAGCUCAACCGCGAGCGGAAGGGGGCAAUUCGCAUCAGCAAUGGCGCCAAGAAAUUCUUGAAGACACCCGAGGUGCUUGAGUACACGGAUUGGAACGGUCGUGAGAUUCGCAACUAUGAGGCUAAAGAUGCCUCGGACUACGACCAGACGCAGGAGAUCAUUGUGGAGGCUGAACACUUCAAAGAUGUGAUGGCAAUGAAUAAGUCCUUCCGGUCCUAUCUGGACAGCAUCAAGGAUCGUAAUGAGGGGGAGCGAGCGCAUUCAGCUGCGUGGAGGAAUGACUCUUGGAAUGCAGAAGAGAAGGGGAAUUAG